AUGUCAAUGGUAGCCUCUUCGAGACACUCUGCCUUUAUACUGCCUUCGCUAUGGAAAAACCAAGGGGCCUUGAAAGAGGGUAAGACAACGUUUCAGACUUGGGCUCGGCAAAAGAGGGACUUCAGGCUGGGACCAGUGCGAGAAUAUUCAUGUGUCAGGUUGGGGAUUGUGUUGCUGUUGGUGAUUUUCCUGCCAAGCUUGUACUGUGACCCUGGAUCUGUAUAUUACUCUUCUUAUGAAACAGUCAUCCCCAAGGGUCUGACAGUCAAGGGAAGGGAAGACCCAGGGGAAAAGGCAUCCUAUAUGCUAUUAAUGCAGGGCCAGAAACAGGUGAUUCACCUGAAGGUGAAGAGAGACUAUUUUGUGAAUAACUUCCCAGUCUUCAGCUACCACAAUGGUGUCCUGGGGCAAGAAACGCCUUUCAUCUCGCAUGACUGUCACUAUGAAGGCUACAUAGAAGGAGUCCCAGGUUCUUUUGUUUCCCUCAACACCUGUUCAGGCCUCAGGGGCAUCCUGAUUAAGGAGGGGAAACCCUAUGGCAUUGAGCCCAUGGACACUUCAAAACGGUCUGAACAUGUACUGUACACCAUGGCACACCAAGCUCGAGUCUCCUGUAGUGUCACCUCCAAAGGCAGCCAAGUGGUGUCCACCAGCCGGCAACAAGGGAGCAGGAAGCCUCGAAGUCUACAGGCACUGUCCUCCUUUUGGUCACACACCAAGUACGUGGAGAUGUUUGUCGUGGUCAACAACCAGCGGUUCCAAAUGUGGGGCAGUAACGUCAAUGAGACAGUCCAGAGAGUAAUGGACAUCACUGCUCUGGCCAACAUCUUCAGUCGGGAAAUAAACACCGAGGUGGUGCUGGCUGGAAUGGAGAUUUGGACCGAGGGGGACCUCAUAGAAGUCCCAGCGGACUUGCGAGUUACACUCAGGAAUUUCAAUAGCUGGAGACAGGAGCAGCUCUUCCAUCGUGUGAGGCACGAUGUUGCCCACAUGAUCGUGGGACAUCAUCCUGAAGAGGACAUGGGACAGGCAUUUCUCAAUGGUGCCUGUUCAAGAGGCUUUGCAGCAGCUGUUGAAGCCUUCCAUCAUGAAGAUGUCCUCCUGUUUGCAGCGCUCAUGGUCCAUGAGCUUGGGCACAACUUGGGUAUUCAGCACGACCACUCGGCCUGCACUUGUAAAGAUAAACGCUUUUGCCUCAUGCAUGAAAAUAUCACUAAAGACAGUGGCUUCAGCAACUGCAGCUCUGACCACUUCUAUCAGUUCCUGCGGGAACACAAAGGGGCCUGCCUAUUUAACAAGCCUCGGCCCAAAGGUCGCCUGCGUAGGCAAGCCACGUGUGGGAAUGGCGUGUUGGACUACAAUGAGGAGUGUGACUGUGGACCUGACUGUGGUAAUAACCCAUGCUGUGACCAAACAUGUAGGCUGAAGGAGCAUGCACAGUGUAGUGAUGGACUAUGCUGUUUUAAUUGCCAGUUGAGACAUAAGGGCUUCAUGUGUCGUUCUGCUUUUGGAGAGUGUGACCUCCCAGAGUAUUGUGAUGGUACUUCUGGAGAAUGCCCCAGAGACCACUAUAAGCAAGAUGGUACAUCGUGUGAUAUAAUUCACUAUUGUUUUAUGGGCCGGUGUAAGAACCCUGAUACUCAGUGCAUGGAUAUAUAUGGGUUCCCUGCAAGGUCAGCCCCAGAAGACUGUUAUAUUUCUAUGAACACCAAAGGGACCCGGUUUGGAAACUGUGGCUUUGGGGCCUCACCUAGUUCAAAAUAUGUUAAGUGUUUUGAUGAGAAUAUAUUUUGUGGGAAACUUGUAUGUACAAAUAUUAGACAGAUACCAGCAAUCAAACACCACCAUACAUUGAUCCAGGUCCCUCAUGAAAAAGACUUCUGCUGGAGCAUGGAUGCCUAUAAUGAUACUGAUAUCCCUGAUGACGGAGAUGUGGACACCGGCACCCUUUGUGCCCCACACAAAGUCUGCGUGAAUUACUCCUGCAUUGAUCGUGCUGUGUUCAAGUAUGACUGUGAACCAAAAGAAAUGUGUAAUGGGAGAGGAGUUUGCAAUGAUUUAAGGCACUGCCAUUGUGAGGAGGGCUAUGCCCCCCCUGACUGCAAAGCUCCAGGAAAUGGGGGUAGUGUGGACAGUGGUGCCCCCGGCAAAUCACCUAAUGAAAAUCUAAGUGCAGGAGGAAGUGGCAUUAUUACUAAACGUAAGAAUGAAAUGAACAUUAUUGGCAAGGUAAUUUUCAUACUCCCCGCAUUUCUUUUACUAUUAUUGUUGAUUUUAAUACUUUUCAUUAGCCUUAGGGCUGGAAUUGAGUCAAUAGAGACGCCAGGAGGCUCCUCAGAGGAGACCUCAGAGACCACAGAGACUACUGAGGACACACAGGACUUAGGAAAUAAACCCGCGGAUAUUUCAGAGAUGGGUCCAGAGGAGACUCCAAAGGAAGCCCCCCAACCACAGGAGGAGCCCCCACCGCAGGAGGCCCCUCCACCGCAGGAGGAGCCGCUACCCCAGGAGGCUCCUCAACAACAGCAGGCCCCUCAACAACCGGAAGCCCCACCCCCCGAGGCCCCCCCGCUCCCCGAGGCCCCACCCCCCCCGGAGGCCCCCCCGCCCCCGGAGGCCCCUCCGCCCCCGGAGGCCCCCCCGCCCCCGGAGGCCCCCCCGCCCCCGGAGGCCCCACCGCCAGAAGUCCCAGGAGCUCCUGCACCAUAA
Odobenus rosmarus divergens (Pacific walrus) is the source of this 2709-nucleotide messenger RNA. Its product is annotated as disintegrin and metalloproteinase domain-containing protein 1a-like. The transcript has a single exon. Bases 1 to 2709 code for a protein of 902 amino acids. Gene Ontology annotation, cellular component: sperm head plasma membrane; external side of plasma membrane; plasma membrane. The record is from RefSeq and is a predicted model, not a curated record. Gene Ontology annotation, biological process: male gonad development; proteolysis; binding of sperm to zona pellucida. Gene Ontology annotation, molecular function: metalloendopeptidase activity. Lineage: Eukaryota; Metazoa; Chordata; Mammalia; Carnivora; Odobenidae.